Molecule: messenger RNA, 2090 nt
Organism: Lotus japonicus
Lineage: Eukaryota; Viridiplantae; Streptophyta; Magnoliopsida; Fabales; Fabaceae
Product: zinc finger BED domain-containing protein RICESLEEPER 1-like
Exons: 6
Coding region: 257-1804 (515 amino acids)
Molecular function (GO): DNA binding
Source: RefSeq, a predicted model, not a curated record
UAACACUCUCACUCACCUUGCCGUUUUAGUUUUCCCUUUCACGCUCUCACUCUCACUCACCUUGCAGGGUCGCGUUCCUUCUCUUUGCCUCGCUUUCCCUCUCCCUCUCAAGUGCAGUUUCAGUUUUCUGCUCCUUGCAUCGCCUUCCCUCUCCUGGUCGCGUUUCAGUUUCAGUUACCUCUCUCUUCUUGCGUUCUCUCUCACGGCGAAGGUCACCCUCCCUCACCGCCGUCUUCUUCCUUUUCCGGUCCACAAAAUGGCUUCUGCACUUGAGAACAAUGAACCGGUUUCAACCAAUCCUGUUGUUAUGGCUGUGGAUGAACUUGUCCAACCCGAUUCGAGUCAGCUACAAGAAAAUGAACAAGGAAAUGAUCUAGUAGGCGAAGAGGCGGUUGUCAAGAGAAAGAGGAAGAAAACAUCAUCUGUUUGGGAAGAUUUUUAUGAAGUUAACCUUGUCGGAGGUAAAAUGAAAGCUGUUUGCAAGUAUUGCAAACAAAAAUUUGCAACUAGUGGAGUAGGGGCUAGUACUAGCCAUUUGAGAAGGCAUGGAGAAGUUUGCACACAAAAGUCGCUGCAGAAGGCUAGUGAAAAAAAGCAGAGUGUCAUUCCUUUUCAGCCUUCUAAUGGUAAUCCAUUUAUAAUAUCUGGUGCUAGAUACAACAAUGAAAAGAUGAGGGAGAUAAUUGCUUCUGCGAUAAUGGUUCAUGAAAUGCCUUUUAAUGUUGUUGAAGAUGAAGUUUGGAUGUGGGCAUUCCAGUAUGCAAAUUCUGAUUUUACAAAGGUGACUCGUAAGACUAUUAGAAAAGAUUGUUUAGCAUUGUAUGAGGCAGAGAAGAAAAUUUUGAAGACUAUGCUGAAUAGUGUGAACAAGAUUAGCUUGACAACAGAUAUGUGGAAAUCAAGCCACAAAGUAACUGAAUAUAUGGUGCUCACAGGUCACUUCAUUGAUGUUGGGUGGAAGCUUCAGAAAAGAGUUUUGAGUUUUGUGAAAGUUCCUGCUCCGAGGCGUGGGGUUGAUGUUGCUGAUGCCAUUUUCAAGUGUUUGAAAGUUUGGGGGCUUGAAAAUAAAGUCUUUUCUGUUUCUGUUGACAAUGCUGCCUAUAAUGAUACAUGCUUAAAAAAUCUCAAGGAUACCUUAUCAUUAAGCAGCAAAUUAUUCCUUAACGGUGCUUUGUUUCAUGUUAGGUGUUGUGCGCACAUAUUAAAUUUGCUGGUGCAAGAUGGCCUAGGAAAGAUCAAGAGUAUCAUUUUCAAUGUUCGUGAAAGUGUAAAAUACAUCAACUACAAUGAUGCAAGAUUAAAGAACUUUUGUGAUGUGGUUGAACAGAAGCGUUUGAAAGAGAGGAAGCUUAUCAUGGAUUGCCCAACAAGAUGGAAUUCAACAUUUCGUAUGUUGGCAACUGCUUUGAAAUUCAAGACUGCAUUUGAUGCUUACAAGGAAAGAGAGCCCCAUUAUGAUUAUACACCUUCAUCUGAAGAUUGGAGCAAAGUUGAGAAGGUUUGCAAACUUCUAGAAGUGUUUGAUCUAGCUACUCAUGUUAUAUCAGGUAGUGAGUAUCCGACUUCAAAUUUAUACCUUGCGGAAGUUUGGAGAGUUAAACAAAUGUGUCGCAGCUGUCAAUUGGUGGUUAUGGAGCAUUUCAAAAUGGAAUACACUUCAGUGCUAAAUAAUAUUCCUAUGGAAUGUGAUGGACGAAUCACAAAUAAUGGGAAAGAAUUGAAGAGAGGCAUAAAAGCAAGGAGAAAAGAAAGGGAGAAAAGAGUUUUCUUCAAUUGCAAGAUUAUCAAGGAAUCAAAUGCUUAGAGAUUGUCAAUAAAUGAGGCAGAAUCAAUCAUGCAGCACUUGAUGACCUUGGUUCAAUUUACAGCUGUGAGAAGAGAAUACAAGGUGGAGAGAAUGAAGCUGCAGAAGCCACUUCAUUGAAGAUGAGAUAAAAAGUGCUGCUUCUGAAGAAAAUUUCUAAUGGAAUCAUCCAUUCAUUGGCAGAUUUGUAUUUGCCUAAAAAAGUUGCUUGAAGCAUGAAGUCGAGAGAGGAUCGAUCCUUAUUAAUUCUUUUGCUCCAUUUAUCUCUAACUAUUUACUUUUAUUA